CCUGCAAAUGAUGUGCCAGAAGUAAAUAUGAUUCCGAUUAUUUGAAUGCAACCUCUGCAUUUGUCAUUACAGAGGGCUCUGAUAACACUGACAGAAAAAAAACCGGGAAAAUUUUGUUAUGAUGGAUUACGAAAAGUACAAGAAAAAAGUUCAAAAUGCGUUCAAAUUAAGUGGUUAUUCAAUUAAAACUGAAUUAUGUAAAAUUAUUCUUGAAAAUUGGAAUGAUGAAAUAGAAUUCGAUCAAUGGAUCGAUGCAGUAAUCGAUAAUAUACAAAAUUUAUCGUUAUCUCACUCAAAUUUAACUGAAAAUGAUAUUGAAACGGCAGUGAGGAAUUCUUUACGUUCCGGCCAAGAUGACACGGAAACAGUUUUAACCGUGAUAAACGCUUUUGAUACACCAAAAUUUUCUUACGAUAUCGAACGCAAAAAAUUUGUCAAAGAUGAUACCAAAAAUUUAUUAUAUUUUCCGAACGCCGAUGCAAAAUCUGAAUUGUUCACUCGCAGGUAUACGAUAAUAUUACAGCGUGUUCUACGAAAUGAAUUAUUUAAACCAACAUUACUGGGUGAUAAAAGUCAAGAUGUACAACUGAGCUCAAUCGAACAAUUGUUAAGUGCGGGAAAUAAAAAGAAAAAUGCUAUUGUUUUAGGUUUACUGACACAAGUUAAUGAAGGGAAAUGGUUUAUUGAGGAUCCCACUGGAAUUUUACAACUAGAUUUAACAAAUGCUAGAUAUCAUGUCGGUUUAUUUACGGAAAAUUGUAUUGUUCUUUGUGAUGGUACUUUCGAAGAAAAAACUUUAAUUGUCCAAGGAAUGGCACAUCCACCAGUAGAAUUAAGCAUAGACAGCAGAGAGUAUUUUAACGAUAUAAAUACAUUCGGCGGGCCGUCAAAAACUAGUUUAAAAUUUUCCAAACGUCUAUCAGAUAUCGAAAAGAAAAAUCAAAAUGGUAUCAUAUUUAUAUCGGACGUUUGGUUAGAUAAAAUCGAGGUUUUACAAAAAUUAAAAGUAUUUUUCCAAGGUUUCAAUGAUGUACCUCCAAUAGCUUUUGUAUUUAUGGGUAAUUUUCUAUCGAACGAUAAAGGAUGUGAAAAAGCUUAUGAAUUAAAAACAUUAUUUAAAGGAUUAGGUGAAUUAAUUUCUAGAUAUCAAAAUUUAAUUGAACAAAGUACUUUUAUAUUUGUACCAGGGAAAAAUGAUCCAAAUGCAGCGAAUAUUUUACCCAGAGCUUCGAUAUUAGAUUUUAUAACAGAGGAUUUUCGUAAAAAAGUACCGAAAUCUAUAUUUACAACGAAUCCAUGUCGAAUUCAAUAUUGUACUCAAGAAAUUGUUGUGAUACGAGAAGAUUUGUUGACCAAAAUGUUUAGAAAUACAAUUCAUUUUCCUGAACAUAAUGAUAAUAUUGCAGACCAUUUUACGAAAACAAUAUUAGGUCAAGGACAUUUAUCACCAUUUACAUUGAAUGUUUUGCCAGUUUAUUGGAGUUACGAUUAUGCUUUGUCCUUAUAUCCAUUACCUGAUUUAAUUGUUGUAGGAGAUAAAUUUAAAGCAUUUACGCAAUCAUAUAGAGAAUGUGAUGUUAUAAAUCCGGGUCCAUUUUCGACAAAUGAUUAUUCAUUUAAGGUAUAUUAUCCAGCUACUAAAGAAAUUGACGACAGUUACAUACCAGCUGAUUUAUAAGCAAGCCUCCUGUACAUUUUUUUAA
Molecule: messenger RNA, 1703 nt
Organism: Chrysoperla carnea
Lineage: Eukaryota; Metazoa; Arthropoda; Insecta; Neuroptera; Chrysopidae
Gene: DNApol-epsilon58
Product: DNA polymerase epsilon subunit 2
Exons: 10
Coding region: 119-1678 (519 amino acids)
Biological process (GO): DNA-templated DNA replication; error-prone translesion synthesis
Cellular component (GO): epsilon DNA polymerase complex
Molecular function (GO): DNA binding
Source: RefSeq, a predicted model, not a curated record